GAGUCUCAGUCCUGGCGCCUCUCGUCCUGUCUCUGACCUUGGGCAAGUCACUUAUCCUCCGAACCUUCCUCUCCUCACCUGUAAAAUGGAGUGUCUGCGGACUACGCGAGGUAAUCUGUGUAAAGUCCCUGGCAGAGGCUAACCGCCCCAAAGGUGAUGACGAUGGCUCAGAGAGGGACGGUGACUUGCCUGGAGGUACACAGCACCCUCUCUCAUACUCGAUCCCUCAUGAUUUCAUUGGUUCAUCAGGCACCCGCUCCGUGGCCAACAGCACACUGGGGACCUCGGACAGACGCUGCUAUGGAAGCCAACCUGGGUGCCGCUGGCCGCGGGCCCCGCACGGAGCCGGACGAUGAAGACGACUACCCCCAGGGUGGCUGGGACACGGUCUUCCUGGUGGCCCUUCUGCUCCUGGGGCUGCCGGCCAAUGGGCUCAUGGCAUGGCUGGCCGGCUCACAGGCCCGGCAGGGAGCGGGCACGCGGCUCGCCCUGCUGCUGCUCAGCCUGGCCCUCUCUGAUUUUCUGUUCCUGGCGGCAGCGGCCUUCCAGAUCCUGGAGAUCCAGCACGGAGGCCACUGGCCGCUGGGGACGGCCGCCUGCCGCUUCUACUACUUCCUGUGGGGUGUGUCCUACUCCUCCGGCCUCUUCCUGCUGGCGGCCCUCAGCGUGGACCGCUGCCUGCUGGCCCUGUGCCCGCACUGGUACCCUGGGCGCCGCCCGGCCCGCCUGCCCCUCUGGGUCUGCGCCGGGGUCUGGGUGCUGGCCACGCUCUUCAGCGUGCCCUGGCUGGUCUUCCCCGAGGCCGCCGUCUGGUGGUACGACCUGGUCAUCUGCCUGGACUUCUGGGACGGCGAGGAGCUGCCGCUGAGGAUGCUCGAGAUCCUGGGGGGGUUCCUGCCUUUCCUCCUGCUUCUUGUCUGCCACGUGCUCACGCAGGCUGCUGCCUCCCGGACCUGCUGCCGCCGGCGGCCAAGGCCCACGGCCUGCCGGGGCUUCGCCCGUGUGGCCGAGGCCGUUCUGUCAGCCUACGUGGUCUUGCGGCUGCCCUACCACCUGGCGCAGCUGCUGUACCUGGCCUUCCUGUGGGACGUCUACCCCGGCUACCUGCUCUGGGAAGCGCUGGUCUACUCCGACUACCUGACCCUGCUCAACAGCUGCCUCAGUCCCUUCCUCUGCCUCCUGGCCAGCGCCGACCUCCGGGCCCUGCUGCGCGCCGUCCUCUCCUCCUUCGCGGCAGCUCUCUGUGAAGAACGGCCUGGAAGCUUCACGCCAGCGGAGCCACAGACCCAAGUGGACCCUGGGAGUCAGACUCUUCCUGGGCCAGUGGCUGGGGCCCAGCCCCAGGUGAACCCCAUAGCACAGCCACGGUCGGACGCUGUGUCCCAGCCUCGGGGGAACCCCGCGGCACAGCCACGGUCGGAUUCAGUGGCCCAGCCACAGGCAGAGCCCACAGCACAGCCACGGUCGGAUUCAGUGGCCCAGCCACAGGCAGAACCCACAGCACAGCCACGGUCGGAUUCGGCGGCCCAGCCACGGGCAGAUUCAGUGGCCCAGCCACAGGCAGAUUUUGUGAUGCAGCCUCAGCUGAACGCCUCAGUUCAGCCACAGGUGAACCUUGAGUCCCAGCCCCAUUUGGACUUUGUGGCCCAGCCACAAGUGAGCCCCGAGACCCCCGGACCUGCCUCCGGCCCAGCUCUCAGCCCCUGUGAUGAAGCGUCUUCUGCCCCAUCCGCAGAUCCCACCCCCGAAGCCCCUGAGAACCCAGCGGUGCCUGCUGACUCUGAGGGAGAAAGUCCCAGCAGCGUCCCCCCAGAGGAAGCCCCCGGAGCAGGCCCCACCUGAGGGUCUGGGAAAGCUCAGGCCCAUCAAGGCAGUGGAAGAGCCAGAGC
This is a messenger RNA of Panthera uncia (snow leopard), 1889 nucleotides long. RefSeq names its product G protein-coupled receptor 152 (gene GPR152). Gene Ontology annotation, cellular component: membrane. Lineage: Eukaryota; Metazoa; Chordata; Mammalia; Carnivora; Felidae. The record is from RefSeq and is a predicted model, not a curated record. The transcript has a single exon. Bases 157 to 1842 code for a protein of 561 amino acids. Gene Ontology annotation, biological process: G protein-coupled receptor signaling pathway. Gene Ontology annotation, molecular function: G protein-coupled receptor activity.